ACAAGAAGCGGGCCCUGGUGAAGUCUCCGAUCAGAGAAUAGCGAAAGACAACAUACAAAUUCACCGCUGUCUUUUCAGAUGGACUAAAACUACCAUUUGGGUUGCGUUUUGUUGAGCGUUUUUUAAUAAACUGUAUGCGUGUGGAGGUAGUUUGGGUGCCGGUAUCAACAGUUAAUCAAGGUCCAUCUAUACCUAUCGUUUUGGCUAGGAACGUUAGACGCGUGUUAAGACUGGGUUAGCUCAUUACCUCGAUUGUAGUUGAACUUAGAAACAUGAAGCCGUUCAAACCGGUUAUCCUGAAAACGUACGGUAGACAAAUGCGAAAGGUUUCUGCGUGGAUUUCACCUGAAAAUCGUAAGCGGGUCUUUGAUAGCAGCACGUCAACAGACGACAUGUCUGUAUUUGAACCCCCAAAACGUAAAAGAGGGAAGAGCUCUGUGGCUAGUGGCUGUAGAGUGUCUCGUCUUGCCAAGAAAAAAGCCAUGCUAUAUCUGACUGAGAAGCAUAGUGUUAUAGAAAACAUGAGUGAUGAGGAGAAUAUCAUCCCUUCUCCAUCCAAACCACUACCUGCUGCACAAAGCAGGGCAACCAAGGCAAAGAAAACUAGUGUUUGCCAAUUUUUCCAUCCUGCCAAGAGAAAGGCCGUAUUGUGCCUGACAACGUCCAGCUGCAAUGAGGACAACAUCAUGAAGCCCUCUUCUCCCCAGCGGCAAAAGAUGACCAAGAAAAGCCUGCUUGUGUCUGAACCAGUUCUUAAAAGGAUGAGAGGCCAGGGGGUUGCUGUCCCCAGUGAAAGUGAGGAGGAAGAAACAUCAGCACUAAAAGACCAAAAAGUCUCGGCUAAAAAGAAAGAAGACUCUAAUGUUCAUGUCCCAUCUUCCGGCCGCUUUGUAACCCGUCGCAGACGUGCAGCACCCGCCAAACUCCAUAAAGCCAUAGCAAGUAUACUCCACUCUUCGGAUGAAUUUACCUCUGGAGAAUUUCGCUCCAGCAGGAUUCACCGGCCCUUGAGGAGAAGGAGGGUCCCUCCAGCAUUUGGGCUGUCCAGUUCACAGAGCUUGGUUAACUCUACCGGGAUUUCCAGCUUCUCUACCGACCCCUUCCAAGUGAUGUCCUUCAACGAGUCAGCAGAUGACAUUCUCGGACCCUGCCCCAGUAAACCCAUCUUCUGUUCCACGCCCUCAGCAGGACCCUUCAGUAAACAAGGACAAAUUAAAAUCUGUCCCACCCACGAUGAGGUCACCACUCCUCCAUCAUGUAUAGGUGUUUUGAACACCUUUCAAGAAAACCUGGUUUCACUGCAGCAGUCCAAAUCAGCCUGUAAACUCAAUUCUGAGGAGAGGCUGCAGAGAACAGCGAGCGUGCAUCACAAUGAAGACCUCUCUUUUGAUUUAUUUACAGAGCCCAAGAGAGGUAGCUGCAGUGGAGACUCUGAGAAUAAGAACAGGAAGGAAUUACCCACCACAACUGUGCUGUCUGCAGACGACGAAAGCAGCAGUAAUUUUGUGUCGACAGCAGGAAGUUUAGAGUUGCUAAGAGAGGCUCUAAAGGAGGAAUGCUUGAGCCAUCGCAGCACAGUUCAGUUGAGGAGAUUAGACCACACCACUUUGAUGCAGCUUUGCAGUCAAACAACCUACUUAUCCUGUUUGGAGUUUUCAAGCUCUGGAAACUGGAAAAUUAUAGACCCCGUGGAUGAGAGUCAAAGUGUUGUUUUCGUCCUAUCUUCAGAAAAAUCAUUUAAUCAUCAAAUUUCUGUGGCAAACAAUAAAAGCGAUUAUUCACAAGCUUCAGUGGCUGACAGAGCAGACGUUUCAGCAUCAGCUGACUGUAAGCAGUCAGCCAAACACUUUAAAAUAGAAGCACCUGCGGAGGAGUCUGAAUCAGAUAUUUGUGAUGGCUCCACCCACCAAACAGACCAGAGCUGUGAUGUUAUCAUGAGAGCACAAUUAUCUGUUAGUAGCAGUGAGGUAACAGGGUUUUCUGAAGAUGAAGCUAAAAUAAUAAAGGGGAAAAAAUGCAGAGUUCAGUUACAGAGAUUGUCUUCCUCUCAAAUUACAGCUCAGUACUUAAAAGAGGGAUGUGUAGCUUGUCACGAUAAGUCUGUUGAUCAAAAAAGUAGCCAGAAUGAAAAGAAAUAUGUCAGAUGUUCAGGAGGAUCUACAAAGACCGUGACGACAUCCCUGGAAGAGUCAAAAACCAACAAGAGUCCACUGGCCAAGACAAAGUCCACUGAUCCAGAUGAAACGGCAGCUCUCACCUUAAUACUGAAGGAGAAAUGUUUGACAGACAAACUUAUUGUACAAGCAAAGAAGAAAACUCUGUCACAACUGAAAGAAGUUCUGAAGCCCAAAGAUGCUUCACUGAAAUCAUCUACAGACGUGUCAGACUCAGCCAGCGAUGACGUAAGGAUGACUGGCCGUCUGUCUGAGAGUGACUGCAGCGAAAACGAAGCCUCAUUGAAAGUUGGCGACUCAGUUAGUUCAGAGAGUAAAAUAAGCUCUGGCACUGAAGUUGAGAAAAACUCCCAAAUAGCUGUCCCCACAAGAAAAAACCUGUCUCUUGCUCCUAAAGAAAAGAAAAGAAGGAGCUCCUUUGCAGAUCGAUCUGGGACUACAAGGAAGGUAUGCGUGAGCGGGAUAAGCACGAGUCGAUGGAAGAACAAAGGUGGCGAUGCAUUCUGGAACAGGACAGCGCAGAUGGGUGGCGCUAAGGCUGCGGACUGCAGCAUCAGCGAGCUGAUGUCAAAACAGCCAGCGGAGUUGGCAGGACCUACAAUGAAUUUCUUGACCCCAGUCAGAGUGAAUCGGCUCAACAUGUCAUCUCUGUUGGCUAAUCUCUCACCCAACACACACACCUGGAGCCGACUCAAAGCUGCCCUCUCUGUUCACCGCAAGGGGAUGGUGCAACUAACUCCAAGGAAUUUAAACCUGUCAGCACAAACUUCUCCCAGAAGGCCGAAGUUAAUAGAUCUCAGCAGGGAUCUCUUUUCCUCGCCAAGCCGCACACCACUUUCCCAAAAUUUCAAGUCACAGCUGCUGAGCCAAUACUCCUUGUCUGCAGAUGUGUGUGAAGAGCCAGAUCUGUCUGAUGCAGAGAAGGUGUAUGCCGAGUGCGGCCAGCAGCACCCUCUGCCAUGGGAAGAGUGUAUUCCCCAUCAUCGUAUGAAACAGUGCGCGAAGAUCGGAGAGGGGACCUUCGGUGAGGUCUUCUCCACCACUAAGGCAGCUGGAGAAAUGGUGGCACUCAAAGUUAUUCCAGUAGAGGGCACUGAGAAGGUGAAUGGAGAGGAUCAGAAAACCUUUGGAGAGAUUCUUCAUGAGAUUAUUAUCUCAAAGGAGCUGAGCAGCCUAAAAGAGAAGCAGCAGAACCAGACUCAAGGUUUUAUUGGACUCAUUGACCUCCACUGCGUUCAAGGCUGCUAUCCACCAGAUUUUCUGAACGCUUGGGACACAUUUGAUCAAAGCAAAGUCUCUGAGAAUGACAGGCCAGAUUUCUUUAAAAAAGAUCAGUUGUUCAUAAUUCUGGAGUUUGAGUUUGGAGGGGUUGACUUGGAGAACAGCAAUGGAACGUUGGCAUCUUUAGGGGUGGCGAAGAGCAUCCUUCAUCAGGUCACUGCUGCCUUGGCUGUUGCUGAGCAGGAGCUCCGCUUUGAACACAGGGACCUCCACUGGGGUAACGUGUUGGUGAAAACAACCACGCAGAAGACGGGCAGCUUUCUUCUCAAUGGAACGGUUCACAGUGUGGCAACUAAAGGGGUGCUGGUCCGCAUCAUUGACUAUUCUAUCUCUAGGCUGGAAAUUGAUGAUCUGACGGUGUCCUGUGAUAUUUCAAACGAUGAAGAGCUUUUCAUGGGCCAGGGAGACUACCAGUUUGAUAUGUACCGGCUGAUGAGACAGGAGAACGGAAACAACUGGAGCAAUUACCACCCCCAUACUAAUGUGCUGUGGCUGCACUACCUGUGCUCAAAGCUGCUUUCCAUGAAGUACCGGGGAAAGGGAGGGAGGAUCUGCAAGAACAUGCGAGAAGAGCUCACUUGUUUCUAUGACAACGUUCUCCAGUACAGCUCUGCCACAGAGGCACUGCAAAACUGCCCCAUGUUUCAGUAAUAUGUGAGCCCUGAAUUCAUUCAACAUGUAAGGAAGCUCACACUCAGGACUGUUUUGUUUUUUUGUUUGUAUGUAUGUAAAACCACAUUUUGUUUAGCGACACCUGCUCUUUUACUAUGCUUAAUAUGUUUACAAGUCCCUGUUUAGUUUGUCAUCUUGGUAAUAGUGGGUCUGCACCGUUUACUACCUGGGCAACCGAGGGUCUAGCUGCGUGGGCAGAGUUUUUUACGCCAUUUAACGGGGCGAUCAGUCAGGACAUCAACUGGAUGACCUACUCGGCUUGUUCAGUAAGAAUGCCCUUAUUAAAUACAUGGGUGCAACAAACAAAUCAGAGGGGGUUUGCAGACACAAUUAGAAAUUUUUUUCAACUUGAUAAACGAUGUUGAUGUGUGGCCUUUAUGUUCAGUAGAUAACCACGCAUUAAAAUGGUUCCUCAAAC
Molecule: messenger RNA, 4545 nt
Organism: Melanotaenia boesemani (Boeseman's rainbowfish)
Lineage: Eukaryota; Metazoa; Chordata; Actinopteri; Atheriniformes; Melanotaeniidae
Gene: haspin
Product: histone H3 associated protein kinase
Exons: 16
Coding region: 273-4106 (1277 amino acids)
Biological process (GO): protein phosphorylation; mitotic cell cycle; intracellular signal transduction
Cellular component (GO): cytoplasm; nucleus
Molecular function (GO): ATP binding; histone H3T3 kinase activity
Source: RefSeq, a predicted model, not a curated record